AUGGGUGCCCCCGAGGUCGCGGUGUCCGUUAUCCUUCUGCUGCAGGCCCCUUUUGACCCGCAUGACCCUGCCUUGCAGGUCCUGGGACCCAGCCCAGAUGGCGACCUGGUCAUAAUCGUGCAAGGUCGGGGGCAGGAGACAGUAGCGCAGGCGGCCGAGGCCGUGGCGGACUGGAUGGGCCGGCGCGACGAGGAGGGGCUGGCGCGGUGGUGCCGUGGUCGAGCCGCCCGCUCGCUGACGGGGCUGAUGGCCGCCGCAGGCCUGCGCAGUCCCAGCCCGGCGCUGGCGGCGGCCUUGCAGGAGGCCGACGCGGGACUGUGCGACGGAAAACAGUCGCACGCCGCCGCCAUUGCCCGCGCCGCAGAGCUGGCCGCGCACCCCGACAUGAUGCUGCGCCCCGCUUUCCCGCCGCAACACGCCGCCGCCGUGGUGAUGCCGCUGGCCCUGCCCAUGGGCCUCGUCCUCAUGCGGCACACCGCCAGGACGCUCCGUGAUGGAAUGAGUUUGAGUGCGCUCUGUGGCUGA
Molecule: messenger RNA, 525 nt
Organism: Auxenochlorella protothecoides
Lineage: Eukaryota; Viridiplantae; Chlorophyta; Trebouxiophyceae; Chlorellales; Chlorellaceae
Exons: 1
Coding region: 1-525 (174 amino acids)
Source: RefSeq, a predicted model, not a curated record